This is a messenger RNA of Mesorhabditis belari, 459 nucleotides long. The record is from the annotation of a GenBank genome assembly. Lineage: Eukaryota; Metazoa; Nematoda; Chromadorea; Rhabditida; Rhabditidae.
AUGGCUCCAAAGGGUAAGCAGGUCGAGAAGAAGACCGCCAAGGUCACGAAAGCCCUCGAUGCUAAAAAGAAGGUGGUGAAAGGCGAGAAGGCCAAGGUCCAGAAGAAGGUCCGAACAUCAACCCACUUCUUCAGGCCAAAGACUCUCAAGCUCAAGAGAACUCCGAAGUACCCGAGAAAGUCGGUCCCCAAGCGCAACAAGCUCGAUGCCUUCACCAUCAUCAAGCACCCACUGACUACCGAAUCGGCUAUGAAGAAGAUUGAGGACAACAACACGCUUGUCUUCAUCGUUGACGUUCACUCGAACAAGCCACAAAUCAAAGCUGCCGUGAAAAAGUUGUACAACAUCGAUGUCCAAAAAGUGAAUACCUUGGUCACUCCUCUUCACACCAAGAAAGCUUACGUACGACUGGCCCCGGAUUAUGAUGCUCUAGAUAUUGCCAACAAGAUCGGUAUCAUU